UGCAUUGCCUUGAUAGAUUUUCUUGAGCGUCAUAUUAAAAUACCAACAGAAAUGAAGCAAAGUCUAAUGAUAUUACACAGUUAUCUUCUUGUCAAGCUUCAAGUUAAAUUAGGUGCUCAUGAUAAAGCAGCUCGUUUGUUAGUUCGAGUAGCUAGUAACAUCAGUAAAUUCCCUAGUCAUAUUGUUCCAAUACUAACAUCUACUGUCAUUGAAUGUCAAAGGUCAGGACUUAAAGAGUCUGCAUUUACAUAUGCUGCUAUGCUAAUGAAGCCUGAAUAUCGUCCUAACAUUGAUGUGAAAUGGAAGAAGAAAUUAGAAAGCAUUGUCAGAAAACCAGAGCGGAGUGAGGUUGAGGAUGCCACAACUCCUUGUCCUGUUUGUUCCUUUAUGCUCCCACAAAUGAGACUAGACUGUCCACAGUGCAAGAACAACCUUCCUUACUGUAUUAUCACUGGUCAUCACAUGGUAGCUGAUGAUUGGUCUGAAUGUCCUUUUUGUCAUUUUCCAGCAGUUUAUUCAGAGUUUAAGAAGUUAUUGGAGUCAGAGAAUACAUGUCCAUUAUUAUGUUCAGCAGAGAUCUCUUCUGAUUUGAUUUAACUCAUCUCUGAUAUACAGACUAAAUUAAGAAAUUAUUGUUAGACUUUUCCAUCACUUAUGUACACCUCCUUUUAUUUAAGCAGAUUCAUGUUAGAACGAGA
Messenger RNA from Amphimedon queenslandica, 698 nucleotides. RefSeq names its product WD repeat-containing protein 19-like. NCBI's taxonomy places the organism in Eukaryota, Metazoa, Porifera, Demospongiae, Haplosclerida, Niphatidae. The transcript is spliced from 6 exons. The record is from RefSeq and is a predicted model, not a curated record. Gene Ontology annotation, biological process: cilium assembly; intraciliary retrograde transport. Gene Ontology annotation, cellular component: intraciliary transport particle A; cilium. The coding region runs from base 52 to 597 and encodes 181 amino acids.